Molecule: messenger RNA, 474 nt
Organism: Aureobasidium subglaciale EXF-2481
Lineage: Eukaryota; Fungi; Ascomycota; Dothideomycetes; Dothideales; Saccotheciaceae
Exons: 2
Coding region: 1-474 (157 amino acids)
Cellular component (GO): fungal-type vacuole membrane
Source: RefSeq, a predicted model, not a curated record
AUGUGGACUCCAUAUUUCUAUCUCGCAGACUACAGUUUGGCGAACGGCAUGUCUUCCAAGCUUGCAGGCUACCUCUUCGUGUUCCUCAACACUGGCUCAUUGGUUGGUCGCAUCGCUGGAGGAUUUCUCGCAGAUCACCUCGGACAAUUCAAUGUCAUCACUACAGCGUGUUACUGCUCUGCGAUACUGCUCUUUAGCUGGCUCGCCAUCACCUCCACUGGCGGCUUGAUUGUCCUGGCAUUACUUUUCGGAGCCUCCAGUGGCAUCAUCAUUGCCCUUAUGAUGUCGACAAUAGCACAUAUGGCCGAUCAUCCUAGCAAGGGUCUGGCAGGUACACCCAUCACUGGUGCUAUCUUUGACAAAGGCACCGACUACUCGAGAGGGAUCAUCUUUAGUGCUGCUGUGAUGAUGGUCGGUGCCAUCUUGACUUCGGUGGCCAGAUACACUUUCGCAAAGGACAAGGUUGUCGCUUGA